AUGUCUUCAAACCUAAAAUAAUCUUCUUAAGCUAAGACUUUAUUAAACAGAAUUUCCCCUCUCUUAAAAAUCGUCCACUAUUAAUAUAAUAAAACACAGGCGCUUAAUCUUGCCUUUAGUGUUCAGAUUCAUGCAACACCUGCUUUAAUACUAGCGAAUCUGCAUGUAUUACUUGUGGUGAUGACCUAUUUAAGAGCUCUAAUAUAGUUCUACUUUGUACAAAAAUGUUCAAAAAAUGAAUUUUUAAAUGAAAAUUUUGAAUGUGUGAAAUGCUAAAUCUAUGGAUGUGUUAAAUGUGAUGCAAACUAAAUAUGUGAUCAAUGCGACUAAAACUUUAAGUUGGAUAAAGCUAAUAAUCAGUGCGUUUUAAUGAAUAAGGUUUGUCCAAUUUUAACAAACUUUUUAUUGGGACCAUCAUAACUCAAAUAAUGCAAUAAUGAAUGUCUAUUAAGUUUUUAUUAGAACAUGGAAGCACAAAUUUUAACUGUAAAAUGUAUUUAAAUUGAAGAAAGCUAAAAACUUUAUUUCAGUUAGAGGAUUAUAUAAAUAAAACCAAUUAACGAGGAUCAAUAUUUAGUUGUAGGAAAUGCUUGCACUUUUGCUCUAUUAGAUAAUAACUGGAAGGUGAUUAACAUAUAAAUCCUUUAAAAUAUAACAGACUAUGAUUAAAUACAUACAUACGAUGGAGAUGAAAUUACUAAAGAAAGUUUUGUUAUUGGAAAUUAAGUAGGAUGUCUUGCAGCGCUUCUAAGAAAAAAAUCAAAAAUUUCUACUGAAAACUCUUUUACACAUACAACAUAAUUUACCCCACUUAUUUUUAUGUGA
This is a messenger RNA of Tetrahymena thermophila SB210, 825 nucleotides long. RefSeq names its product transmembrane protein, putative. The transcript has 3 exons. NCBI's taxonomy places the organism in Eukaryota, Ciliophora, Oligohymenophorea, Hymenostomatida, Tetrahymenidae. The record is from RefSeq and is a predicted model, not a curated record.